CGCGAACUGCCUACUUCUGCACCAAGCGCAUACACCCACCUUUCCCCACAGCUAUUCAUUUCCUUCAGCUGUAGACUAACAAAAUGACCUCCAUUGGCACGGGUUACGAUCUUUCUGCCAGUACAUACUCUCCAGAUGGCAGGAUCUUCCAGGUUGAGUAUGCUGGGAAGGCCGUGGAGAACUCUGGAACUGUCAUUGGCUUGAAGGUUAAGGACGGUGUGGUACUGGCGGUGGAGAAGCUCGUACAUUCGAAACUGUUGGUGCCUGAGGCAAACCGCCGUAUACAGACGAUAGAUCGUCAUAUUGGAAUGGCUACCGCCGGGUUAUUGGCAGACGGUCGCCAUUUAGCCAACCGUGCACGAGACGAAGCCGCGAACUACCGCGACCUGUAUCAUACCCCACCCCCUCUCCAAGCGCUCGCCGAUCGCGUAGGGCUCUACGUACAAGCAUACACACUCUACUCUUCCGUGCGCCCGUUCGGGAUCAGCGCACUGCUCGCAGCGCAUGACAAGACCGGGCCGGUACUGUAUGUUGUCGAGCCGAGUGGGGUGUUUUACGGUUAUCACGGUGCUGCUGUCGGGAAGGGACGCCAGCUAGCAAAGACAGAGCUGGAAAAGCUCGACUUGCCAAAUAUGACCGCCCGCCAAGCGGUGUUCGAGGCAGCACGGAUAAUAUACCUUGUCCAUGAUGAUGCCAAAGACAAGGACUUUGAGCUGGAGCUAUCGUGGAUCGGCGCGGAGACGGACUAUAAGCAUGCCCCCGUGCCGAAAGAUCUUGCGGUAGAGGCGGAUGCGAAGGCCAAGGAAGCGCUCAACGAGGGCAUGGAAGACUGAUUGUAUAGUUGUGUUCAUACUUAAUUCCAUU
Molecule: messenger RNA, 864 nt
Organism: Dacryopinax primogenitus
Lineage: Eukaryota; Fungi; Basidiomycota; Dacrymycetes; Dacrymycetales; Dacrymycetaceae
Product: proteasome subunit alpha type-3
Exons: 6
Coding region: 84-833 (249 amino acids)
Biological process (GO): ubiquitin-dependent protein catabolic process
Cellular component (GO): nucleus; proteasome core complex, alpha-subunit complex; proteasome core complex
Source: RefSeq, a predicted model, not a curated record